This is a messenger RNA of Spirodela intermedia, 4455 nucleotides long. NCBI's taxonomy places the organism in Eukaryota, Viridiplantae, Streptophyta, Magnoliopsida, Alismatales, Araceae. The record is from the annotation of a GenBank genome assembly.
AUGGCGCCGCCGCCGCGGAUCUUGCUCUCCUAUGUCCGCCGCCAUUCCCUCAAAUGCCCUCCGCUCCAAUCCUCCCGCCACCUCCUCUAUUCCCCUCAAUCUCCCCGAUCUACUUCAAUCUCUGCGAUUCAAGACGUGGAGAAUGCCGCUGCAAGCUCUUCUGGUCUCGCUCCGCUGCUCGGUUUGGUGAGGUCUCUCUCGUCUUCUGGCCCGAUCAAACCCAUCUCCUACCCCGUCAAACUGAGGGACGAGGAGGAUGCUCCUCCGCCUCCGGAGUCUUUUCCUGCACCGCCGAAGGGAUCGGAUGAAACGAAUGAUCCUCAGGCGGAGGCGCCCCGCACGGAAGAAAGGAUCGUCCGGGCGUGGACCCGCGAGGAUGCCCGCUACGUGAAGGAUGUUCCGGUUAUAUCGCCCGUCUCUUAUGCGCCGAAAGUUGCGCCGCUGCCAGAGGACAAGGGUGCCCAUUCAAUGGCGGAAGGGGAGAGUAUCACCGAGGGAGACGAGCAGCUGCAGACCAGGAGAGUCAGUGACGAGCAACUGCAACGAGAAUCGAGGAGGAUUGAGGCUAGUGCUCGCCUGCGGAGGGCUCUCUUGAUCCAGCAGGAGGAAGAUAACGUCCCGUUCCCGACGCUGAUCAAGCCGGAGAAGAAUAAACCGAAGGCGGCUCUCGACCUCCAGGAGGCUAUCAGGGAAGUGAAGGUCGAGCUCUCUUUACUCUCCUCCUCGUUACCGUCGUGGAACAUGUAUAUCCUAAAUUUUCUUCGGCCAUCAGAAAGUGGUCAUUCUAAACGAAAGUAGCUGGGAAAUCGACGAAGACCUAUUGUUAAGUGUCUGCACUGUUGGCCUUGGUGGUUUUUUGUACUCGUCGAUAAUUCCGCCGUUUCUUCAGUCUGAUGCUGCUUUCAUGUUCAUCUUCAGAAAUAUCCGACUGCUUUCACAAUAUUCUUUCGCAUAUUUGCGGUGUAAAAUAUUUUUCUUAAAUGUUUAUUCCUAUCCUUUUUCUACCUCACAUUUUGGAAUGUUCAGGUGAUCAUUUUUUUUGGUUAUUGCAAGUAUUUCUCAGGCUAACGCGAAGAGGAAUUUCGUUGAAACCGUUGAGGCUCAUGUUAACUUGGGAGUUGAUCCACGACGAGGUGACCAGGUCUAAUUAUUUCCUUGAGUUCUUUCUUUACUCGUUGGAACUAAGGAUUCCUGUUGAAAAAUUAAAUAAUGUUUGUGCCCCUUAACCACAUGAUAUUGUGGUAAAUAGGGAACAACUCUCAUAUUAUUCACAUACAACCGUACUUUUAUUUUUAUCACCUUGAUUAUGGAAAAUGGAUAUAUUUUUAUCUUCACAUGAAUUUACUUUUUAAAUUUUUUUGUUGCAUUUCAGUAUUCUGGGUGUUGCAUAUUAUAUCUAUUGAUUUGCUUUUGGUUCAGAAUCCAGUAGUACCCAUUGGUUAUUUCCAUGGAAGAAUGGAAGUACACGCUCAUUUUGGCGGGUCACUGUAACCCUAAACUUGUUAUCUUGUCUGGUAGUGUUAUGUUUCUGAUACGUCGUGUAGUUUUUUGUGUACUAGUUUUGGGGAAGAAAUGCGGUGGCUUUGCUAGAAAAUUUGCUAGUACUAAUAAGAGGGUCCUAAUGCCAGGUGGUGAAAGGCAGAUUCUCCUGUAUAGUUGUCAGUCACAACCAAUGACUUGAAAACAGAACUGUGAAUGCUAUAGCUGGUUCUUUAUGUGACCAGUGUUAGAAAAAUAAACCAAGGCCUUUUUCAGCUAGUUCUCCCAAAUUCCUGGACGAGAGUCCAAAAUUGGUCGAACCAUGGAAAUCGGAGCAACUAUAUGCUUGGAUGUGGGUGCGACUUCUGAUCCACUUGGUCGUAACAGUGGUCCGCACUAUUCAACACUUUAACCUUCAUAUAAAAGUGGGUGCAAAUAAUGAAUUAGAGGAUUUCUUUGAUAACACUUGGUUAGUAAAAGAUGAUUUUUUUACGCCUGAGUUGAAUAUUUCAUAGCCUCCACGUUGUAUCCGUUGAUUUCAGCUAACAGACCGAUCUAUUCUGCGGAUUGGUGUUGUUCAUGGUCGAGACCGAUGUAUAAAGGCAAACUAUCCUAUUGAUUCUUAUGAUCUUUACUUGUUUGGUUCGUAUUUCGCCUUUAGAUUUAUUUUUUUGCCAUUCGUUCUCUAAAAGCAAUAUCUUAUCAAAGUUCAAUAAUACCUGUUCGAUUUCACCAUAGAGAUUGGAAUGAAGAUCUGGGCAUCUGGUAUCUGCAAAGAAUCAUAAGCGGGUGUCAGGUGCUUUAUAACUUAGGAACUGAAUUGCUUUGGAUAUAAGUUGUUGAGACCUGUAGGAUAUAAUUACCAGACUCUCAUUAUAAACAUAACAAUGUUUUUGGUUGAGCAAAUAUGCUUCCAUGCACUUACCACAAAAAAAAGCGCAAAGAGAAAGAUUAUUAGGUUGAAUGAUUUCUUGAUCCUUCUACAGAACUUUCUCUAAUCGAAGAUGUCUGCUAUUUUACUGGCUUCUAAGCAUUCCAUUGCUCUUAUUUUUCUAGCUAUUAUUUACUUUGUUUCAUGACAUUGCAAUUUUUUCUACAGAUGGUGCGUGGAGCUGUUACUCUACCGCAUGGCACUGGAAAGGUACUAUGUUUUAUUCAAUGCCACUGACUGGUUUUACCCAUAUAAUUUGAUCUUUAAAACGAGCUACUGUUUAUUUAGGUUGUCAGAGUAGCCGUGUUUGCAGAAGGGCCUGCAGCAGAGGAAGCUAGAGCCGCUGGAGCUGAUAUUGUUGGCGGGGACGAGCUCAUCGAGGCCAUCAUGACAGGUACUUAGAUCUGUUUCGCCAUAAUAACCCUAUAAAUAUUUUGUUCCUAUGAAGAAGUUCCGAAAUCUAGGGUUCUAAGUUAUAUAUAAUUCAUGGGUUUUAAUCUAGUCUCUGUGUCUGGGAAUGCAGGAGGUGGCAAAAUCAAUUUCGACAAGUGCAUUGCCAUUCCUUCCUUCAUGCCUCGUCUUGGAAAGGUUCGGCUCUCUCUCUCUCUCUCAUAUUUCAUAUUUAUAUUGCAUGUUAAUUCGCUAAAUGCUACCAAUUUAAUGCUAUUUAUAUGUGUUUUAUUCAUGAAUAUUGGUAUGGGUUUGGACAACUUGCGACUUAUUGUGGAUUGCAUCUGUGUUACCAGAUCGCUAGGAUUUUGGGUCCCCGUGGUUUGAUGCCCAACCCGAAAGUAUGCUCUCCCCAUCAUCUUCGCCGGUCUAGAUUUCGGAUCAUUGCUUUACCUUGUUUUCAUUUCCUAUCCUUACUCUGCGUAGCUAGGAUCUGUGACCAGUGACGUCUCUGGGGCAGUCAAAGCGGCCAAAUGUGGACGCGUUGACUUUAAGAUUGACAAAACUGCUAUUAUACAUGUGGGACUGGGCAAGGUACGUAUAAUCAUUAUCUUUCUUCAAUUCAAAAGUACAAAUAUAAAUAAUAUAAAUAAUAUAAAUUAUAUAUAUAUUUGUGUUAUUUUCCUUUUGUGGGCAUAUUCAUGCAUGUGCUACAUACUUUACCCCCAAAAAAGUUUCUCCUAAAAAGUUUUCAAGCUUCUCAUUCGUGAUUAUUGGGUAAAACAUUGAGGAGAUGGCCAUUUUGUGCAAGGUUAAGGUCUGAAAUGAAUGUGCAACUAUAUUAUGUAUGCAUAUUAUUACAUGGAUUUCUUCAAUUCGGAUACUCAUUUUUUUAUGUAAUUAAUAUCUCUCAAAAACUCAAUCUGGAUAUUUUGGCAAACUGCUAAUUGCAUUCAAGAAGCCCCCUAGCUUUCAAAGGGUUUAUACAUUUAUAUAUAUAUAUAUAUAUAUAUAUAUAUAUAGUUAUCUUUCUGAUGGGGUAUUCAUCAUCAUUAACAGGUGAGCUUCUCCGAGGAGGCUCUGCGUGAGAACAUAGCGGCUUUUGUCAAUGCGCUCCUGCUUGCAAAACCAGUGGGACUAAAGAAGAGUAAGUUUCGUAGUUACUAGUAAAAAAAUAUACCUGUUUCCUAACAGUUAGUGAUCGAUUGUGUCUAAUUUAUGUAAUUUUAUUCAACAUGCAUAAAAAUCACCUUCAAAAUCAUGAUCAUUCAUGCGCAUUAAAUAAAAUCCAAUCGCUAUCUCAGAAAGCAUUCUACAAAGUCCUUUUAAGGGUUUAAAGCAAAAAUUACUCGAAAAUUUCAAUGCCCUUCGGUGAACCCAACCUGAAUAUGCUGAGAUGACCUCCUUUUCUUCGUUUUCUAAUGGUGCAGCUUCCAAAUAUGCUGGUUAUAUGAACUCCUUCUCACUGUGCAGUACGGUGAGCGUAAAAAUCCAUGCAACUAUGGUGGUUUUCCAUGAAUUAUCAUAGGAUGAGACCGCACCAUUUUCUAAUCACGCUCCUCUUGAUGUUUCUGUAGAUGGGUCCUGGAUUUCCUGUGUCUAUACAGUCGAUAUCAGCCGCUGCAGAUAGCUACACCAAGGUUCAAGGGAAAUAA